GGCAUUACAAAACUAAAAUGUGUUGCGUAGGAAACCAGAGAGGAAAAUUGCAGUCAAAGGAGCAAUACAAGUAAGUAAAGCCGGUCUGAACAAAUUAGUUUAUUGGCUUGAUUUGAAAUAGCCCAGUGUCAGACUUUCUGACUAUCAUAUAUUUUAUAUCAUUAUUACUUGUCUUUUUUUUAUUAUUAUUUUUAUUCGUGGUUGUAAAGUAUCAGACAAUGAACAAGAAAUAAGUUUUUAUGUAUAGCACUAUACUGACAAAUGGUAUCUUAUCCUUUCAUUAUCUGUUCUGUAGGAAGGAGGAAUAACAACCGAGUAGGUACAGCGUCCGUGACGUCAUUUUGGCCCAAAAAAGACUUUUCCCGUUGAUUUACAGUGGGGCCGUCUGUAUAUCAGUGUAGGCUAUCGUUUAUUUUUAGCUAAAAAACUAUCCAGCAAGAACAAUUUUAUAAACCUUAUUUAAAUCAGUAGGGUCGCAAUAUUCGCAAUAUUAGGGUCGCAAUAUUAGGGUCGCAAUAUUCGCAUCGCGUCCGGUGUGAACGCAGCAUUAGAGUGUAAAAUGUUGUUAAAGCAACUCAUCAUCAAAGUGCCUGAAAAGACAAGAUCAGGGGAAAAAACUUACAACGAUUCUGAUUGGCUCCCAUCUUCUAUCACAUGACUCACAGCGCAUGCGCUGAUCUACUGGGCGGUUUUAUGUUUGGGUUUGAAAGUUUAUAUAAACAGUCUAUGGUUUGAAAUCAGCUGUGUUUUUCACCGUUCAUUUGAAUGAUCUAAUUUCGUAGUGUGAUCAAAUAUUGAUACAUUUUCGAUAUCUAAUCACAAACAUGUGUUGGAGGCGAAGUCUACGGCUGGUUUACGUUUGAUAACGGUUAUUUAUUUCACUCGGACAUCUGUACAUUUGAUAUAGCUAGUGAUGUUGCCUAUGAGGACAAUGGCCUCUUUAAAGCCGUCCAAGCUGACUUCAGCUACUGUUACGGCAUCAAAGAUCAAACACAAGAUCCUCAACUCCUCCUCCUUCUUCAAGAUCUCUUUGAAGACCAACAACAAGGCCUUAGCUGUUGCUUUGGAGGUCCAGAAGGAGAGGAGCCGGGAGCUGGAGAUGUACGUUAUGCACUAUCAGAAACAGGUGGAGGCACUCUGCUUCGAGCUGGCCACCAAGAAAUACAAGCAAAGGAAACUGCUCCUCAUCUUGGACACCCUCCGUAGCAACACUCUGGAGCACUUGGACAUGGUGGAUGAGCUGUUCUCUGAUGGCGAUAAAGUUCCUGAGGACAACAAGACCUUAUCUUGUGGCAUCAACAACGAGAAUCUUUUUGUGGAAAGUCCAACAGAUGAGCAGCCAUCUCACCCAGAAAUGGCACAGCCUAUGUUGUGUCCCUUCCAAAAAGAACCAGCAGAUUUACCCGAAAAGAAACCCAUUUCAAACGUCGCUAAUAUCCUGAACAGACCAAUAAAGUCCACAGAUACUUUCAAUGAUAUAAGAGAUACAGAGAAAAGGCAUUCAAGCCAGCUUCUACAGAUUCCCCAGAGAGGAAAAUCCCGUCCGUCCAGCAGCCUGACGGAAGGAGUAGAGAGGCUGUCAAUCAGGUUCUCACAACCUGGAAUGAAUAUGAAGUCAAUCCCCUGUUUACAAAAAACCCAACCCCCCUCAGCUGUAAGCACAUGUGAAAAACCCAACCCAUCUCUUCCUGAUGACGUUCCCCUUGAACAAGAUUCCAAACAAGAGAAGACUGUGCUUCUGAAUACAUCAAUGGAAAUGACAGUGAGUGAUUCUGCAGAGAUAGUCGUUGUGGAAACCAAGGCUAAGAGAAAAGCCCGCUCUGAAAAGCCAAAAGCCAAGAAGGAUAAGGAACAAGCCUUUGUGUCAAGUGUGGCAGAAAAUCCAAAAGUGAAGAUCUCAGCAGAUUUGAAGCGGAGUGAAGUUCAGAGUUCUCCCACUGGGACUUUGUUACAGACAGAAGGCCCUGCACUACAUGAUGUAAUAGAACCUGAUAAUAUUGAGCUACCGUUACCCAAAACACUGGGUGGGAGUGGCAAUACCUCGCGCAUUCCCAGACCGAACACGUUUGGACCUGGAAACCAUAAGAAAAUGGUAAAGAACAAACAGAAAUCCCAUGACCCUGAGUCAAAAACAGAUUCAAAUGGAAUUGGCGUAUUGGAUCUGGAUGAUUAUUUCACAGAUCCUGAUUUUGAAAACUCAAAAGUCUGCAAAAUUGUACCAGUAAAGGAAACAGCUGAAAUAGAAAGAAGGUCCAGAGUCACAUGCAGGAGGUCUAGGGUUAAAAGCAGGAGCGGCUCCUCGGCCAAAAGGAAAACAUUUGUGGCUUUUCCUCUGCUACCGUGUGAAAGUGAGAGCGAGAGCAAUCAGUCCACAUUGCAACAGGCUCACAUAGAAGUUGAAGAAGAACGUCACGGAAAAUAUGAAGCAUGCAACGAGCAAGAACCACCUGAGGAGUUCCCGUUUUGUGCAGAUGAAGUCACCCGAUCAGAGUUCUCUGAACCGCAGUGCAAAAUGAGGAGAAUAACCCAGCGAGCGAAAUGCAGGGGGACAUUCGUUGUCUCAGUGGCCAGGGAAAGCAUCUUCUCUAUCGGAGCGUCACCAGAAGUCAGUGCCCUAGAGCAGGACUUAAUGCCUUCUACUGAAACCUCCACUUGUGGGACGGAAGAACCGGCAACAGUCAUGGAUGCCUGCGUUGGUCUAAAUCAUUCAGAAUCAAACCAGCACAGCGAAGGAGACCUUAUCAAGGAAACGCCAAGCUCCUGUAAGCAUCCAUGGCGGGCCACUAUGGACAGAGAAGCCCUUCAAGAGGAUUUCAGUUGCAAUGAUGACCUCGAGGUACUGGCGCUGGACCAAGAGCCUUCUUCAGCAUCAGAGGUUCAGAUAUCUAAAAAAGCCAGGAGAGAGGGAAAGAGUAAAUCUACUAAGAAGAAAGUUCAAAGGGGAAAGCGUGUAGAUAAUUUAAGUAACAGAAAGAAGAAAGACAAAAGAAUUAGCUUCCAAAAUGAAGUGUGUUAUCUUGGGGACGGCGGGGAUGCCUCACAUCAUCGUGGCGUUGAAAAAGUAGAACGUCAUGGAAAAUAUGAAGCAUGCAACGAGCAAGAACCACCUGAGGAGUUCCCGUUUUGUGCAGAUGAAGUCGCCCGAUCAGAGUUCUCUGAACCGCAGUGCGAAAUAAAGAGAAUAACUCAGCGAGCGAAAUGCAGAGGGACAUUCAUGGUCUCAGUGGCCAGGGAAUGCAUCGUCUCUAUCGGAGCGUCACCAGAAGUCAGUGCCCUAGAGCAGGACUUAAUGCCUUCUACUGAAACCUCCCCUUGUGGGACGGAAGAACCGGCAACUGUCAUGGAUGCCUCACCUCACCGUGGCGAUGGCGUUCCUGAGAGAAAUGAGGAACAACUAGACGAUUUACAAAUGGCAGACUUGCAUCCUCACAUAAAUGAGGACGAUGAAAGCUUUGGCGAUUUAUUUGAUUCAAAGUCCGGGAUGGCAAAGACUCCUAACUGGUGUAGAAGGACAUCCACGGCAGCACAGACAUCCACAGGAGGCAGAAAGCCAAUGGAGACAUUGGUCGUCUACAGGCGGAAAACUCAAGACAUUGUUACAUUAAAGAACAAGAGGACCACUCAUGUGUUAAACAAUCUGGACACCAGGGAGGAGGCGGUUCGUCAGGAUGUGGGAAACCUGCUGAUGGACGAGAUGCCGCCAUGGAUGGGUGUAAAUGUCCUUGAUGACACCAAGAUCGACUCUUUACUGGCUACUCCCAGGAGGAAGACAUCUGUCCGAGCGGCCAAAGAGUCCCCUGCCGUCACAGCUAAACCCUCACCAGGUUGGAGUUUCCUUUUAGUUCCUGCUUCUUCAACAACAACCAUGCCUCUCCAGUACCAGGUUAGCUCUGAGUGUUGA
Messenger RNA from Notothenia coriiceps (black rockcod), 3901 nucleotides. It is a transcript of the gene sgo2, whose product is annotated as shugoshin 2. The transcript has 8 exons. The record is from RefSeq and is a predicted model, not a curated record. Gene Ontology annotation, cellular component: chromosome, centromeric region; kinetochore. NCBI's taxonomy places the organism in Eukaryota, Metazoa, Chordata, Actinopteri, Perciformes, Nototheniidae. The coding region runs from base 914 to 3901 and encodes 995 amino acids. Gene Ontology annotation, biological process: meiotic sister chromatid cohesion.